AUGGGCAAAAAGAAGUUCAGUGGGCUGGAGAUCAGCUUGAUCGUCCUCUUCUGCAUAGUAACAGUCAUACUCUGUGUCUUCAUUGGGCUUUUUGCAACAGGACAUACUGGAGUCAAAGAUCCAGAUUUUUACCCACAAUGCUCGAGUAUACGAAACGAGGAGAGGAUUGACUGCAUCCCGGAUGAACUGGCAACAAAGGCGACCUGCUCCCGCCGUGGCUGCUGCUGGAGCCCCCUGGCCGACACCAGCGUGCCCUGGUGCUUCUUCUCCCCAAAACACGGGUACAAAGUGCAGUCACAAAAAUCAACCACAGCAGGAUUUGAGGCUACGUUGAAGAGGCUGCCAUCACCUUCCCUCUUUGGGAACGACAUCCAGACUGUUCUGCUCACGGGGGAGUAUCAGACACCAAAUCGCUUCCGAUUCAAGAUCACUGAUCCUAAAAGACAAAGGUUUGAAGUCCCUCACGAGCAUGUGAAAGCAUUCACUGGAUCUGCAGCCUCCAACCUGAAGUACCAGGUGACACUACAGCAGAACCCCUUUGGCCUCGUGGUGACCAGAGUGAGCAAUGGCAAAGUGCUGUUUGACACCACCAUAGGCCCCCUGAUAUAUGCUGACCAGUUCUUACAGCUCUCAAUCCAACUGCCCAGCAGCAACAUUUACGGGGUGGGGGAGCACGUGCACAAGCAGUAUCGGCACGACGUCAACUGGAAAACCUGGCCCAUGUUGGCCAGGGACAUCCCCCCCUCUGGAGAAGUGCGUAACUUAUAUGGAGUUCACACUUUCUUCCUGUGUUUGGAAGACAACACUGGAGCCUCCUUUGGUGUUUUCUUAAUGAAUAGCAAUGCCAUGGAGUUUGUGGUGCAGCCUGCUCCAGCAGUGACCUACAGAACCAUUGGUGGGAUCCUGGAUUUCUACAUCUUCCUGGGGGACACUCCAGAGCAAGUGGUGCAGGAGUACCUGCAGUUCGUGGGAUUGCCAAUGUUUCCCUCCUACUGGAGCCUGGGCUUCCAGCUGAGCCGCUAUAAUUACGGCUCCCUGGAGGAGGUGGUGAAUGUGGUGGAGAGGAACAGGGCCAUUGGACUCCCCUACGAUGCCCAGGUCACUGACAUUGAUUACAUGGAGGCAAGGAAAGAUUUCACCUAUGAUGGAGAGAACUUUACAGAUCUCCCUAACUUUGCAGAGUAUAUGCACAACUAUGGACAAAAAUAUAUUAUCAUAUUGGAUCCUGCCAUUAGCACACAAAAUCUAUUGAAUGGAAGUGCAUAUGGAAGCUACGUCAGAGGAACAGAGAGAAAAGUCUGGAUUAAUGGAUCAGACGGAGUAACACCCUUAGUCGGGGAGGUGUGGCCAGGGGAAACUGUAUUCCCAGACUUCACUAACCCAGAGUGCACCAACUGGUGGGUGGAGGAAUGCAGAUUGUUUCAUGACACGGUGCCAUACGAUGGAAUCUGGAUUGAUAUGAAUGAAAUAUCCAGCUUCGUUCAAGGCUCAAUAAAUGGUUGUGAACAGAAUGACUUAAACUACCCUCCUUACACUCCCAGAAUUGUUGACAGGAUGAUGUUUUCCAAGACGUUGUGCAUGGAUGCAGUGCAGAAUUGGGGGAAGCAUUAUGAUGUCCACAAUCUUUAUGGAUAUUCCAUGGGCAUAGCAACACAGAAAGCCAUCGAGACUGUGUUUCCUGGAAAGAGGAGCUUCAUGAUUUCAAGGUCUACUUUUAUGGGAUCAGGAAAGCAAACAGGACACUGGCUGGGAGAUAAUGCAGCAACGUGGGAUCACUUAAAAUGGGCAAUACCUGGAAUGCUGGAGUUCAACCUCUUUGGAAUUCCUUAUAUUGGAGCAGACAUUUGUGGCUUCUUUGACGACACCACAGAAGAACUUUGCAGACGCUGGAUGCAAGUGGGAGCAUUUUACCCCUUCUCCAGGAAUCACAAUUCUGAAGGAUACAUAUCUCAAGACCCAGCUGUGUUUGGAGCUGACUCGGUGCUGGUGAACAGCUCCAAGCACUACCUGAACAUUCGCUACACACUGCUACCCUACCUGUACACGCUCUUUUACAAAGCUCACACCCGAGGAGACACAGUGGUGCGGCCACUUCUGCACGAGUUCUACAGCGACGAAGCAACGUGGGACAUCAGCGAGCAGUUCCUCUGGGGUCCUGGGCUGCUGAUUUCCCCCGUGCUUUAUCCAGGUGUGAGUUACACUGAUAUCUACUUACCUGAUGCAAUGUGGUACGAGUUUGAGACGGGCUAUCCACUCUAUUCGAGGAAACUAUGGUACACUUUAUCAACACCAGCAGACAAAAUCGGAGUCCAUUUGAGAGGAGGAUACAUUUUCCCUUUCCAAAACCCAGGCACCACGACAGUUGCAAGUCGCACGAAUCCAAUGGGACUUAUAAUUGCCCUGGAUGAUAAUAAUAAUGCUACUGGGGACUUGUUCUGGGAUGAUGGGGAAUCUACAGGUACCAUUGAGAAUAGAAACUACCUUCUCUAUGAGUUUAUAUGUUCCGAUAAUACUCUGCACAUCAAUGUUGCAUUCAACAACUACAGUGAUCCAAACAACUUGAUGUUUGAAGAAAUCAGGAUAUUCGGAGUGCGCCAGGAAGUAACAUCAGUCACUGUGUAUGAAAACAAUGUUGUGCAAAAUUAUCCACUUAAUAUCAACUAUAGUUCUUUAUACCAGACUGCCACUAUAACAGGACUUCAGCUUGAACUGGGAAGAUCUUACACAGUACAAUGGCAGCAAAACACAACUCUCGAGGAAAGGUUUGAUUGUUAUCCCAGUCUUGAUCCAACAAGAGAAAAAUGUGAACAACUUGGCUGUACCUGGGAAGAAACACAAAAUGCGGACGCCCCUUCCUGCUACUUCAGCUCUGACAGCCCUUACUACCUAGAGAACAUCCAAUACUCCUCCACAGGGGUUGUGGCUGACCUGACUUUGGACAGUGCCAGGAUCAGAGCUAACGAGGCUUACAUUACUCCCAUCAGCACCCUACGCGUGGAGGUCAUAUAUCACCUCGACAACAUGCUGCAGUUCAAGAUCUAUGAUUCUGAAAACCCACGAUAUGAGGUCCCAAUCCCACUAGAUCUCCCCAGCUCCCCAACAAGCUCAAGCCAGAGCCGACUUUAUGAAACAUCCCUUCAGAUAAAACCCUUUGGAAUACGAAUCCAGCGCAGGAGCACAGGGACAAUCAUCUGGAAUUCAGCCCUGCCCACCUUCACCUUCAGCGACAUGUUCAUCCAGAUUUCCACCCGCUUGGCAUCCGAGUACAUCUAUGGAUUAGGGGAGUCUGAAAAACCCACAUUCCGAAACGACAUCAACUGGCAAACCUGGGGGAUGUUCACCAGGGAUCAGCCUCCUACUUACCAGUUGAAUUCCUAUGGUUAUCAUCCAUUUUACAUGGCUCUUGAAGAAGAUGGUAAUGCCCACGGGGUUUUGUUGCUUAACAGCAAUGCAAUGGAUGUGACUUUCCAGCCAACCCCUGCCCUGACCUACCGGACAACCGGAGGAGUUCUCGACUUCUACGUGUUUUUGGGCCCAACGCCGGAGAUGGUUGUCCAGCAGUACACAGCACUGAUUGGACGGCCGGUCAUGCCAGCCUACUGGUCCUUGGGAUUCCAGUUGUGCCGCUACGGAUACAGGAACGACUCAGAGGUCUCCCAGGUGGUGGAGGAGAUGAAGGCAGCUGACAUUCCCCAUGAUGUCCAAUAUGUAGAUAUUGACUACAUGGAGAGGCAACUGGACUUCACCCUUGGCACACGCUUUGCUGGAUUACCAGCUCUGAUUAACAGAAUCAAAGCAGAUGGAAUGAGAUUCAUCAUCAUCCUGGAUCCAACCAUUUCUGGAAAUGAAACCAAUUAUCCUACAUUCCAAAGAGGUGUGGACAAUGAUGUCUUCAUAAAACGGCCUAAUUCCGAUGAAAUUAUAUAUUCCAAGGUCUGGCCAUUCCUUCCUAAUGUAGUAGUUAAUGAGUCCCUGCCUGAGCAAACCCAGAUACAGCUCUAUGGAGCACAUGUUGCUUUCCCAGAUUUCUUCCGCCCUUCUGCAGCUGAGUGGUGGAAGAGAGAAAUCCUGGAGUACUACAACAAUACCAACAAUCCCGAGAACAGUGUCAAGUUCGAUGGCCUGUGGACUGACAUGAAUGAACCAGCAACUUUUUAUAACGGUGCUCUUGAUGGCUGCAGAGACGACCUCCUAAACAACCCACCCUACAUGCCUCAUUUGGGAUUCAGGUCAGAGGGAUUAAUUGUCAAAACUCCAUGCAUGGAAGGUGUACAGUAUCUCCCAGAUGGGACUGCAGUCAGACACUUCGAUGUCCACAGCCUUUACGGGUGGUCGCAGUUCUCCAUCCAUGAGACAGAGGAACUUCUGGAUGUUACCUUAAUGCUGUUCUUUUGUAAGGAGGCUUUUGCAGUGCCAGAACCCUUUACUAGUGAACACAGGAACUGUCUGGAGUUUUUAAACUUUCACACAGGAGCUGAUAUCUGUGGCUUCUCCCAAGACUCGGAGUAUGAGCUUUGUCUUUGCUGGAUCCACCUGGGUGUGUUUUACCCAAACUCCAGCAGUCCCAACCAGAGGGGAGCAAGGUGAAGGCAAGAUCCUGCUGCCUGGAAUUCAACAUUUGCUGAGGCUUCCAAGAAGGUGCUGAAUGUCAGAUACACCCUGUUACCUUAUCUCUACACUCUAAUGCAUGAUGCCCAUGCCAACGGCAGCACUGUGGUCCGUCCUGUAUUGCAUGAGUUUGUGGACGACAGAACAACCUGGGACAUACAUGAGCAGUUCCUCUGGGGGCCUGCCCUGCUCAUCACCCCUGUGUUGCAACAGAAUGCUGUAACAGUGACGGGUUACUUGCCCCGUGCCCGCUGGUAUGAUUACUACACUGAUGAAUAUGUUGGCUUUGGGGGGGGACAAUACCAAGUUUUCCCAGCUCCUUUGGAUCAUAUCAACCUGCAUAUCCGAGGUGGACACAUCCUUCCUUGGCAAAAUCCUGCCAGGACAACUUUUUACAGCCGGCAAAACCCAAUGGGACUCACGGUGGCAUUGGAUGACAGUCUGUUUGCAGAAGGACACCUUUACUGGGAUGAUGGGGUUAUGAUUGAUGCAUAUGAAAAUGGUCAAUAUCUGCUGACAUCAUUCACUGCUAAUCAGAAUGUUUUAGAUAUCAGGGUUUUGCACAACGGCUACACUGACCCAAAUAACUUAAAUUUUACUGACAUUAAAGUCCUGGGGGUGCCCAGCAGUGUCACUCAGGUGACUGUGUUGCAGAACAGUGGGACAAUCCAAUCACCUCAUGCCUCGAAUUACAACAGCACCAAGCAGCUCCUGACAAUCACUGGGCUUGAGCUGAAAUUAGGCCAGAACUACACCCUGCAAUGGAGCUGAAAUGCCUGUAAAACAACGUCGACCACAACACUGAAUCUUCUCACGUUUUGAAACUCUCUUUCAAUUUUUCAAUUUUCAAAGCAGCUUUUUUUUUUUUUUUUUUCAUCUUAGAAUACUUUUUUACUAUAAAAACACACCAGUACAGUCAGUUCAUAUUCAGGUAUAUUCUGUGUGUUGAAGGCUGAGCUCAGUGUCUCCCUGGGAAGCAAAAUAUGUGUUCUAAUCACUGUGGCUCUUCAGACUAACUUAAUCUUUCAAAACUGAGAACUGGAGGUAAAACUCUGUUUUCUCAUGGAGUAGAAUUGUGGCCAAUUUCCUGAAUCCCAGGUUUUGUAAAAAACACACACUUGAUGUUACCUCUGCAUGGACUUGGGGCCAUAACUGUACUAUAUUUAACUUUAAUUGUAAUUAUACCUAUGUAAGCCACUGCCAUGGAGAAGUAUUUAAGACCAGAUAAAGCAAAUGUUUUCAGAUGACUGAUUUAGCACAAAGCAAUGUUUCCAGUUGUUGAUCUAUAAAAUACGAAGAUAUUUGCAAAAGACAUUUGAAGUUGGCGUUUUUUGUAUGCUUUUUUUAGCCAGAUAUUUUGGUUUCUUGGUGUUUUGACCUGAAGCUGUAAAAGUAAACCUGAAGUUUCAAGGUUAACUAAUGAAUGUUUAUCUCUGAGUGUUUAUUUCACUGAAGGGAACAUUGUUGUAUGUUUACUAUA
Molecule: messenger RNA, 6088 nt
Organism: Corapipo altera (White-ruffed manakin)
Lineage: Eukaryota; Metazoa; Chordata; Aves; Passeriformes; Pipridae
Gene: SI
Product: sucrase-isomaltase
Exons: 46
Biological process (GO): carbohydrate metabolic process
Molecular function (GO): alpha-1,4-glucosidase activity; carbohydrate binding
Source: RefSeq, a predicted model, not a curated record